Fusarium odoratissimum NRRL 54006 is the source of this 1649-nucleotide messenger RNA. RefSeq lists its product as uncharacterized. Gene Ontology annotation, biological process: iron-sulfur cluster assembly. Bases 190 to 1515 code for a protein of 441 amino acids. The record is from RefSeq and is a predicted model, not a curated record. Gene Ontology annotation, molecular function: protein binding. Lineage: Eukaryota; Fungi; Ascomycota; Sordariomycetes; Hypocreales; Nectriaceae. The transcript has a single exon. Gene Ontology annotation, cellular component: cytosolic [4Fe-4S] assembly targeting complex.
CCAUUGUGAACUUUUGACCUAAGGAGGGGAAAUACUCAAAUGAACUGUUAAACUUCACCACCUCGACUCUUUCUUGGUUAUUACCUAAACAGCCCAAUCCAGCUGGCGACAACCCCAUACAUUAAAAUCUCCAUAGAUCGUCGUCAAUCGCUCAAUUAUCGUCCUCUCGCCUUCGCGGCUUCGUUCAUCAUGGCGCCGACUUCGGCCUCCAUCACUGCCCUCGCGCCCCUCAAACCUGACCUUCACGAACGCGCCUGGGCCUCGGUUCCUCACCCGACUCUUCCUCUAAUCGCAACCGCUCACGGAAAGGCCGUCACUGUGUUCUCUCUCUCGACUGCUUCGGCCCACAGCGUCCUUACCGGAGGCCACACCCGCUCCGUCCGCUCCAUCGCAUGGAAGCCCCAUCUGCGCCCCGGCAACCUAUGUCUCGUCACUGGCAGUUUUGACUCUACGGCUGGAAUAUGGCGCUGGGAGGGCCAAGAACAGACCGAGGGAGGCCUGGAGGUUGAGGUCACGGCGCAGAGCGUGCGGAGGAGAAAUAAUGAUGAUAGCGACGAUGAUGGCGAUGCUACCAGCAAGGAGUGGGAGUUUACGCUUGUGCUCGAGGGUCACGACUCGGAGAUCAAGUCUUGCGCCUUCAGCCCCUCGGGUUCUUAUCUAGCUACGUGCUCGCGCGACAAGUCAGUCUGGAUAUGGGAGGAUAUCGGCGCAUCUGAGGAAGACGACGAGUGGGAGACCAUCGCUGUGCUUAACGAACACGAGGGCGAUGUCAAGGCUGUUGCUUGGUGUCCCGACGUCCCUGGCCGCAACGCUCGACGCAGCUACUCGGCCGACGUGCUCGCCAGCGCAAGUUACGACAAUACAGUGCGCAUCUGGCGAGAAGAUGGUGAUGCAGAAUGGGUUUGUGUUGCUGUUCUUGAGGGUCACGCGGGCACUGUCUGGGGGCUUCAAUGGGAGCCACGACCCCGGGAGGGAGAUCGCUUCCCGCGACUCUUGACAUUUUCUGCCGAUAACACUAUCAGGGUAUGGACGUUGAGGCAGGACGAUGAGGCGGAGGAGAAUAGUACGGGAGGUGUUGCCGGUGCUCUUGGUGGUAUCCCCAAUACGAUGCGGAGAUCUCUACGAGAAGAGUGGACAUGCACAUCUGUCUUACCCAAGGUGCAUACCCGCGAUAUCUACUCUGUGACAUGGAGUGCACAGACAGGACUCGUAGCGAGUACUGGCAGCGAUGGGAUCGUUGCGCUAUACGCCGAGGACUCGGAGCAACAUGUCACGACAACCGACAGCCAAGACCAAACCAUGGGUAACACCGAGGAGAGCAAGCAACAGCAGACGAAUUGGAGACUCCUAACUUCGCAACCCGGAGCUCAUGGACCCUUCGAGGUUAAUCAUAUUACCUGGUGCCGGAGAUACGAUGCCGCCUCGGAGCGGCGCGGGGAAGAGGAGAUGCUAGUUACAACGGGCGAUGACGGGAUCGUACGGCCGUGGCAGGUUGAGAUUGACGCGCCAAGGUAGCAUUGCAUCUUGUUGAGAUAAUAAAUACAACCGAAAAUAGACUCACUCACUUAUACUUUGAACCAAAUGUGAAUAUCAAUAGGUUAGAUAGAUGUAUCGUCUACGCAAUGCCAGAUGUAGAAAAUGAAACGACC